Molecule: messenger RNA, 1185 nt
Organism: Ruditapes philippinarum (Manila clam)
Lineage: Eukaryota; Metazoa; Mollusca; Bivalvia; Venerida; Veneridae
Product: threonylcarbamoyladenosine tRNA methylthiotransferase-like
Exons: 7
Coding region: 1-795 (264 amino acids)
Biological process (GO): tRNA methylthiolation
Cellular component (GO): endoplasmic reticulum
Molecular function (GO): iron-sulfur cluster binding; tRNA (N(6)-L-threonylcarbamoyladenosine(37)-C(2))-methylthiotransferase activity
Source: RefSeq, a predicted model, not a curated record
AUGGAAAAGAAACUGAAGGCUAGAGUAAAACAUGCUCAGGAAAUAGCUAAGAUUUUGCAGCACCCACGAGUUUACUCAUUUCUACAUGUACCUGUGCAGUCAGCCUCUGAUAGUGUACUUAUGGACAUGAAGAGAGAAUAUUGCCAGGCUGACUUCAGACAUGUGACAGACUUUCUCAAACAACAAGUCCCGGAUGUAACCAUAGCAACAGAUUUGAUAUGUGGAUUUCCGACAGAGACAGAGGAUGAUUUUGAGGAAACUAUGCAGCUUGUUAGAGAUUACAAAUUCCCAAGUUUAUUUAUCAAUCAGUUUUUCCCACGUCCUGGAACACCGGCAGCAAACAUGCCUCGGAUACCUCCACCAGACGUUAAGAAGAGAACUAAGAGAGUGUCAGAAUUAUUCCAGUCAUAUCAUCCCUAUACUCACAAGCUUGGUGAAAUACAAGAAGUGCUAGUCACGGAAAUCUCACAUGAUAAACAGUAUUACGUAGGCCAUAACAAGUCUUAUGAUCAGGUGCUGGUACCCCAAGAUGAGAACUUGAUGGGAAAGAUGGUUAGUGUAGAGAUAACUGAGACCGGGAAACAUUUCAUGAAGUGUCGACUAGUAAAAGAUGGAGAGGUCAGGAGACCUGUAUCAGUACCCCCACCAUUACCUAAAGGUCAAGUUUCAGGAUUUAAACAGACAGAUGUUGUUAUCACAAGUAAAGGAAUCUGGUUCUUUGCUGUUUCUAUGGUAGUUAUGUUAAUAGCAGUGGUUUGGCGAGUAUAUGGACUAGUUCAACAGUUUAUAACGUGAAUACUAUAAUGUACUUGUUGAUGACUAAAAACAAUACUGUGUAGAAGUGAUACCUUACUCUUUCAUGUUGAAGGAGACGGUAAUUGGCAUAGGAAGCUGAAACUUUUACACAUCUUAGUAUCAGGAAAUGAUAUGCAGUCAUUUAUAGCUGGAGUAUUCAGUAAAUAAAAAGUGCUAUUUUAUUUGCCCAAACAUCCUGCACUAUAUUUUCAUUGAAAAUGUGAGUUGCAGCAAGAACUAUCGAAGCAUAGUCUGCAUUCAAACUUCACAAGUGUAUUUCCAAUUAUCAAAUCUACAGACAGAUUUGAGUCCCAUAACUAACAUACAUGUAGUCUGAAUUUUGGAUGUUAGAAAGUUUAAACAUUUUGGACAGAUUAAAAGUUUAGUGUG